Molecule: messenger RNA, 564 nt
Organism: Oppiella nova
Lineage: Eukaryota; Metazoa; Arthropoda; Arachnida; Sarcoptiformes; Oppiidae
Source: the annotation of a GenBank genome assembly
AGAUAUUUGGCACAAAUUGUCUCUUAACUGCAAAAAUAUUUAAAUUUUAACUUUUGGUGAAAAUUUGUUAAAAAGUUUUUUCUGUGAGAAAAAAUGUUUUUCGUAUCACUUUUCAAGUUUUGGAGUUUGUAUUUAUUGGCAUUUGUUUAUGAGUCUAAGGCAUCGCCAAAAUCGCAAUCGGAUCGGGAUCUCAAUCAGUUGGAUAUACUGCUCAAAGGCUAUGAUAGACGUGCUCUACCGACAAGUCAUUUGGGUGUCCCAACAGUGGUCACGUGCGAAGUGUUCAUCCGAUCGAUCGGCUCCAUAAACCCGGAGUCCAUGGACUACGAGGUGGACCUAUACCUGAGGCAAAGUUGGUUUGACGAUCGGCUCAAAACAAACGGCUCCCGAGCGAUGGACCUAAACGACCCAAAACUGGUGCAAAUGAUUUGGAAACCGGAGGUGUUCUUCGCCAACGCCAAGACCGCUGAGUUUCAAUACGUAACGGUGCCCAACGUGUUGGUGCGAUUGGAAACGGGUGGCAAAAUACUCUACAUGUUGAGACAUGGUUGUAGUGUGUACUAG